Corvus hawaiiensis (hawaiian crow) is the source of this 9618-nucleotide messenger RNA. RefSeq lists its product as uncharacterized. The record is from RefSeq and is a predicted model, not a curated record. Bases 8703 to 9434 code for a protein of 243 amino acids. The transcript is spliced from 8 exons. NCBI's taxonomy places the organism in Eukaryota, Metazoa, Chordata, Aves, Passeriformes, Corvidae.
GGUCCCUUCCAACCCAAACCAUUCUAUAAUUCUGUGAAAGGUGAGGAGACUGAGAAUUCUGAGGGGCUGAGGAUGGAUCCAUGUGGUUGUGGCAUGGGUCACUGGCCCAACAAGGCACCUGCAUGUUAUCAGGAAAGAAAAGAUCCCUUAAACAAGGAAAAGUGUUCCUAUUAGAUGAGUUCCCACAAGGGACCUUCCAAAUUUUGUAUGUUUCCUGAUACCCAAGCAAAUUCCUCACUGUGUUCCUUGCUGGAGGAUUGAGAAGGUAGAUUCAUUUCCACAAAGCAAGAGGGAGAGUACAGCAAAACCAGUGCAAGAGGCUGAUCCCUGGCAAGUUCAGAGAUAUCAAGAAGCACUUCGGCUCUUCAGUUGCACAACUUCAAAAAGUCAUUUGACCCGGUAUGUUGCAAUAGGUGUGUGGAGUGUCCUAGGGCUAUAUGAUAUGUCUAAGAAGCUGCUGAAAAACAUUAUGAAGAGGUGAGGUCAGCAGUCCUGGUCAAGAACAAGCUGAACAACUGGUUCAACACAAUGACUGGUAGCAGACAGGGUGACUUGAUAAUUCACAGUAACUUCUGGAGCUGCCUGUAGAAAGUGAAGGAUGGAGUUGGAGUCACCAAAGACUUGGGGCAAAGACAGAAGAUCAAAAACCUGAAGAUGAUCUCAUCUCCAGUGGUGGUGCCGGCUCAUCAGAUGUGCAGAGUCAGGUUGCUGUGUCCCAUGAUGAGUGAUGCAGAUCAAACAUUGGCAUGAGCCAGGCAAAGGCCAGGAGGAAAGGGAGAAAGGAUGAGAACUACAUAGACAGGCAGCAGCCGGGUGGACAAGAUGGACAGCCCUGUUUAUCUGAGACAUUUUACCACACAGGUCAGCAGCAGAUCCCUCACAGAGAUCUGAAGGAGGAUGUAGCUGGCACAUGUGGGCGUAGAUCAACUGAAACAGCCAUGAAAAGACACAGUGAAAGGAUGGAAGCAAAAAUCAGGCUACUCAGUUGGUCCCUGUCCUUGCUUUGUGUGCAAAGAAAAGAAUGGUCGGGAAGGUGAAACAAAAAAAGACAGCUGGGGUUUGCAAUGAAGUGUCACUGACUGUGGGACCGUGCCAGGACUGGGACAGUCAGCAGGAGGAUGUGCAAAAAGUCAUUUCUGUGAGGAAGGUCUGACUGUUGCCUGGAUGGCUAAUCUCUUCCAAGACACCCUGUUCUUUAUUCUGGUAAAGGGAAGAGGAUUAAGAUCCAGAUGUUAACAGAAAUGAGUUUAUUGCUUUUCGUUUGGAUUUUUUUGUUGUUGGUGUGCAAUUUUCUCAAUAGAGGUGUGGACCCUUCCAUUGCACCUGCCUCUGUAAGCAGCUACUUCUUAAUACUCCCCCACGGACCCUUUGGGUCCACAGUCCAUGGAUCAAAGGGGUGGAGGACAUAAAAAAAAGGAACCUGUAUUUGCUGAGCACACAGAAGCACUUGAGAAUGACUUGUAACUGCCCUUAGUGGUCAUUAGUCUGCGGGGCAAAAAAUAAAGGGCAAACCUCUCUGAAAAUGGGAGAUGGCAAAGACAAGGGAACUCGGAAGGAAAAGGGACAAAGAGCAGAUUUUUGCAUGCAGCAGUUCCAGUUCAUCCAUGAGCAAUGAAGCCACUUUGAGUUUCCAAUUGUGGGACCUGUGUCACCAGGUCACUCUAAUGGGCCAGGCAGACAGAGCCCUGACAGACAGCAACCAGCACCAAGUGUGUGGAAGAGGCAAAACCCAACUCAAAUUUCCACACUCUCCUCUUGACAAGGAGAGUGUAACCUGGCUCUUUAUGAGUCAGGAGAUUCCUGCAGAGUGGUGAAUUCACAUUGCAUAGUCCCAAAGGUUUGGAUGGGGUCCCUUAGAAAUAAAAAAAUAAAAUGUUCAGGAUGGAGAGAACCAGAUGAUUUAAUCUGGGUUGUAGGAAGGGUGAGUGAGAUAGAGGUGAUUGAGCAGCAUCAAAGGGUGACAAUCAAUUUGAAUUUCCCCAGAAGUGAUGUUGAUGCCUGUGUUGCUUCUCCCCGUGCUUUUUCUUUAAUUAAAUACCGAAUGUUCCAUUAGUAGUUGGAAUAACAUGCUGUUCUUGGGGAAAAGAAAACCCAAGUAAUCCCUUUAUCUGCUAAAAUAGAUGAUUUCUAGUAGAUUAAACAAUGGCCUUUCAGCUACCAGAGCAUAGUUCAGGCCAUAAUUGAAGUCCUCUCCUUGGCCUCUCCUCAGUCCCUCGCAGCCAGCAGCCCGUGGAGCCCCAUCAUCAGAGAUAACCUCAGUGACUCUUGUCUGCAGUGAGUGUUUCUCCAGAUGAGGAGAUUAGUCGGAGAUAAAGCAUAUUACCUGAAAAUAAUAAGUGAUUACGGUCCCGGACUGUCUCUCCACAUUCAUUUCAUGCUGGUUAACCCUUGCAAAACUGGCUGCUGGUUGGGUUUAGGUCUUUAAAGAGGAGGGAGGGUGAAGGAAGGUUUCCAGUGCCUGAGUGGAAAAGGAGGAAUUUUGCUCUUUGUUGUCUGUUUCAUUGUCUGGGUGGGGAUUUCUGGGAAUGGCAGGAGGCCUGGCUGCAUCCCACAGUCCGUGGAGGAGCUGGAACUGAGCCUUGUGGGGUUCCUGUGGGAUGCCAUCACACACUCCUCCCCGUGCUGGUCAGCUGGAAGCUGUGAGGACUUAAAACUCCCCUGCAAGUCAUCUUCCAUUCACCUGAUAGCAACCCAGGAGAACACUGGAUGCCCAGAACAUACACAGUGGUUCUAUUUCCACUGCUGCAUUGAGCAGCACCAUGCCAUGGGCCCAGCCAGUGACCUGCAACUGUCCGUGCUGUCCAGUUAUUAGCAUGUACCAGGCAUGUUUUGGGAUUUACAGUACUCUCCCAUCCCUAGGCAUGGCUCAGAGGCUAUAAACUUCUCCAGUGGGCAGUUUCCAUGGAACCAGUCUGUCACUGGGAGUGCUGGCUGGGCCGUGUGGAUGUGAGCUCAGAACACAGAACAGUCCAUGGUAUUUUUUCAUACAUGGAUGUAGCUACUCUGACUUGACAACACAAAACCAUUUAUAGCUUCUGUAUUCAUUCAUCAGCAAGAGAUCCAGAGAAAUACAAAAACCUUGCAAGGUUUUUAUAGCAAAUUUUCAAUGUGUCUAGAAGGAAAAAAUGAUCAUAUAGUGGCUUGCUAGAAAUUCAGGUUGGUUGCCUAGGGAGGAUGGAGAGAAGAAAAGUAAAAGGAAAAAGUUGAAGAAAUGCCUUGAAAUCUGCUUACAGGGCUGUGUGUUGUUACCACUGGUGGGAGUGAGUUCCUAUGCUGCAGAAAGUGUCCUGGUGGGAAGAUAAUUUCCUUGGGCUCCCUGCAAAUAUUACAGUGAAGUCCUGGCCCUGUUCAAGUCACUGGGAGUUUUGUGAGGGACUUCAUUAGCACCACAGCCAUUUCAUUCAUAAAAGGCUCCUUCCCAGCUCCUGUGCCAUUACAACAUCCUCUGUCUGUCAUCAGGCUGGUCUCCCUGAGUGAGGGGCGAGCAGGUUCAUCCUUCUUCCUCUAAAUGCUUCAUCAGCCGCUCCCUUGAAAACUGUAAAUAAAGGCCGCUGGGGAUAGCUUUUCUGCUUGACCCCUCACCUGAAAUGAAAAUAAAGGUGACUGAAUUUCAUCCUGACGUGGAGCUCCUUCCCAGGCCGGCUCUUUCCCGUGGCUGUUGACAGUUACCUGCCAAGCCCCAUGGUUACCUUUGAUUUUGCCGUAAUGACAUCUCCGUGCUUAGGAUGGCUCUGGCACUGUAAUCCCCUCUGCAGCCUUAACCAAUUUAUGGGGUAACCUGAGACCAGGCUCUCUCUUCCCCCUGAUUUUUCCACUUGUUAACACUCACUGAAGGCAUCAACAAACUAAAUGCAGAGGGUUUAUUUUGCUGCAUGCCCAGGGUUGGUCAAUAUCUGCAUGCAUGGCUGCUGUGAAUCUCGGCCUCUAGAAAGCUGCUGCAUGUUCUUGCCACAUGAAAAUGGCACAGUGUUUUAUUCCCCCAAAGUGUGCUGCUAAAAUGAAUGCUUUGUUAGCAAAACCCAGGCAGUGCUCCAAGGAGCUGUUAAGAGGAGAAGUGAGGAUUCAGCAAAGUGGGAUUUAUCCAUGGUUUUGACACAGAUUUUCUGUGUGAUCUGUAGCUUGCUUUGUCUCAAAGAGCUUUGUCUUUAAAAUACUUCCAGUCAAAGUCUUGAUGAGUCUCAUGUUUAGACUGUAAGCUUUUCAGGGCCAGGGCUUUUUUGUUUGCAUAGCAGCUUUUAUAAUAAGUCCCUGAUCUCUAGGAGAUCUACCUGUGCAUGUACAAUACAGUGCAGUGAACAAUCCUGGUGUUAGGGGAGGACAUGAGUCCUGGUCCCUGCUCCCUAAUCUGGAUUAUUUGGCUUUUCUAAAGGAAAUCUAAGGGCAGAUGAUUUACACAGCAGCAGAAGUAGAAGGAGGAUCCCUGGGGAAAGCAAACACUUGAGACUUCAAGGUGGGAUGGCUUCGGUGGCACACUUCUCCAAUGGCCAUCUGAUCCAGGAGGUGCCCACUUCCUAAGCACAGAUCAAAGACAAAAGGUGACUUCUGAAAUGACAUGCAGCCACCUCUUGCAUUGCUUAAAUUCUCUCCUCCUGCUUGUGUUUGAUCUCACUUUACUUUUCCUGUCACUGGAAGCAGGUGGUUGCUUUAUUCUCCCCGACAAGUUUAGAUGAGCUGAACAGCUCUAAUGACUGCAGUGAGGGAAUCUCUCACUGGCAUAGCCAGCCCAAACCUCGGAGCAAUCAAUGGAAAAGCUCCUCUUCACUGUGGUCAGGUGUGGAUGAGGUCUGGAUGAGCUGAUUCGGAGUGGUGGUUGUCCUGCCAGACUUGCCUUUAAGAAGCAGAUGUGGUUGUAAUGUGAGGUGAUGCUCAAGGAAAGCCCAGGUGCUCCUCCAGGCCUGUGGGCAUACAGCUGGAGAGUUUUCAUGAUGUGCUAAAAAUGCACAUUUCCUCUUUAUGUAUUGUUAGCAAAGGCUGUGCUUGUUGUUCCGGGCUCUCAGCUCUUUAGGGUGUCUUUGCUGACUGCUGGUGAAAAUGUCCAGCACAGACCAAGAGAUCUGCCAUGAAUGUGAUCACAAGUGACAGGCAUAAAUCAAGCCAAUGUCAUAUUGUAGCCAGAGCUACUUUAGAUCAAGAGACUCUCUGAGACUUGGGUCACUUGUGUGAGCUGCUCUGAAUUUUGUCUGUUUUUCCGAUUUCUCUGUAAAGCUGCUCUGCUUUACUCCUGUGAGCCUGUCUCUAAUUUUAACCUGUUUCUUCCAAGGAGAAAGAGGAGCAGAAUUUACCUAACAGGCAAGCUCUUAACAAAGCCUUGGAUACCUGAUACACAUAAUGGUCCCAGAGGCAUGUUUACUUUGGACUGAGUGAGUGAGUGAAAACCAUUUUGGAAGGACUUUUUCACCUCCAGCAACUUAACCUAACGAGGAGAAAAGUGAUGUGGUUAAAGGGCUGUUUAAACAAUGGCAUUAGGGAGCAGAUUUAGGCUCUCCAACAAAACCUAUAUGUAUUUGCCUUACACAGGUGCAUAAAUAUGCCAUGAUUUAUAUCACAGGACGCAUCACAUAGGCAGUGAUGAGAUUUCAGCCAUCCUCUGCUGAUGGAUGAUUUUUGGGGGAUAAUCAGGGACAAACAGUUGAUUGUUUUAGCAGGUUACAGUGGAACUGCCCAAAGAUUUGGAACACCACCACUGAGUUCACCAGCUGCCCUUGUCCUCUGCACAGAGGAGUGUCUGUGUAACAAGGGGUUUGGCUUUGAGGGCUCAAUCCUGUAAGUGCUUUAGGUGGAUGGAAGAGAGCAGCAGGACUGGAUUUAGGCUGAAGGAUGCUGCUUGUUUCUGCUCACAAGACACCACAAAUGCCGCCACCCAUCUGCCAAGAAAACAGGAGAGAAGGAUGAAACAACUCCAUGGGAAACGUGCCCAUGCUGGACUGCUGCAGUGCCAUGAAAGUUCAUGUUUUUAGACCCAAAUGGGUGCUGACCUCCUGCUGACAGAAUGGGCUGUCAACACCUGUCCCUUGAAGAAGAGUCCCCUCUUUGCACUUUGUCUCCUGGUGGUGAUAACCUGAAUGGAGAUUCCCAGAUUACACCCUGCCUCUUCCUCGUGCUGGGGGUCCUGCUUACCCCUCACUUCCCUCUUUCAACAUCCUCAUGGGGGCAAUGAAUCUUAUUCCUGGCCCAAGGAGCACUUGUCAGGGGCUGGGAUGACAGGGAGGUAUGUCUUCUUUGGCCGUGUUUUUGUGCCUGGAAUUGUUAAUAGCUGAGCUGGUUCCCCCAAACCCUGCCAGUGCCCAGAGCAGCGCCUUGCACAAGGGCAGUACAGGCUUAGAGAGAACUCUUGCAUUUCACAGGUGGAAAAAGACAGCAAAAAUGGUAAAUUAGGGCCAAACUGAGGUGAAAUUUAUCUCUGCAUCAUGUCGUCUAUGCAACUGCAGUCUUACUGAGGCUAUGAGAUUGACUUUCCAGAGGGAAAUUCACCCCUCCGUGCACAGGGGGAAUGACCAGCAAGAUUCCAGGAAGGACCUGCACAGCUCAGGUACAUAAAUCUCAUUGUUUUACACUAUAAUUAAGAUCAUUGACUCAAACUCUUCCUAUCUGAUUUUGAAGGACCUGAGCUCAGCUAUCACACAUUUAGGCCCACGGGCAAAUUCUCCCAAGGUGCUACUAAAACACAUAAUUGUCUGCCUUCGACUUUCUGGUCCUGGCUGACUUGUACUUUGCUUCUGUGCAUGUGUGUACCAUGAUGUGGAGAGGCCAAAAGCACCAACACCCUCAGGAAACCUCCCUGGAUGUUUGGAGUUGUCGUUGCCUUGAGAAACAGGGGUGCUGCCAUUCACGUGACUGGUUUAAGCUCCUGAGUCUGGGAAUCUGAGCCAUCAUCUCCCUGGACUAUUGUGAAAAUAAACCAAUUAUUUCAGACCAAUUUCCUCCUGCAGGUGUUUAUUCUGUCUUCAGCACUGUCUUCUGUCUCAGGGGUGUGCAGACAGCUAAAGAGAGCAGCAAUGCAGGGAACAGCUUUCUCCAGUUCUGCAUUAGCAAUGAGGAGGCAAAUAAGUUCUCUUGGAGGCAGAGGAAGGCGAGAGCUGGGAGUUUGGUUCCUACCCACUUCUAAUUGAGAUUGUGCUGGCAACUAUCAGCCCCAUCCGUUGGUAUUUGGGAAGAAGGAAUGGGAAACUGAACAGCAACAGUGGGCUGUUCCUGCAUAAACUAUUCUGGCAAAAUGCCUUUUAAUUUCAUGUGAGCUGUGCCUGCGAGAAGACGGAAGGAUCAAGCUAUCUUCAAGAAAGAUUAGGAUUUGGAGCCAGGUUUUGGAAAUUGUCUCCUAUCUCAGUAAUGAAUCAGACACCUUAGGUGAAAUUCGGAUCCUACUGAAUAAGCAUUUUAUUUUUUUAUGUUUACCAGGGCCAGGAUUUCACCCCUAACUUCAAAUAUUCCCAAACACUGCUGUGCCUGCAGCUUGGAGCUGGUUGCCAGUGUUACAUCCUAAAAUUGUAGCUCAUUUAUAUUAUCCUUGUAGGACCUGAUCUGGCUCCCCAUGAUGGGAGUUCCAGUGCUGAGUUCAAGAUGAUGGGACUAUCCUUCUUUCACUCUGCUGUGUUACAGAAUUGUGAUAUUUUAAAAGUGAUUCUUCUGAAUUUAUAUUAUUCGUGGUAAUCCUAGAGUGCAGGCUUGGUUUCAUUUACACCAGAAAUAGGAUCCAUUUUCUCUGCCCGGGAAGGAAGACACUCUCAAGGGCUUACUGAUAUUUGUGUGUUUGACUUUAAGGCAGAAGUUUGUUCCUAAUUAAUUGAAUAAGUGCUUUAAUCCCUGGCCUGAGGGCUUCCCAUAGAGCAUUAGCUGUAUUAAGAAGGAAAUGGAGUGUAAUCCCUUUAAUAUAAGCACAGGAGAACAUGAGAGUUUCACAUUUCUGGAAAUAGUUUCUUUCCUUGUUGCAUUAUUUAUUCUAAUAUUAAUUUGCAUCAGAUGCAGUGAGGAUGAAGGGCUUCUCCUCUUUCCUGACACCAGUGCAGAGCUGUCAGCAGCUCACAACCCUUGCCAGAGCAUCCUUGGGCUCCAGUUGCACACUGGUGCCCAACAGUGUGCAGAGAGAAAUAACUUGGAAUUCAGCUCAUUCCGACGGUGCCUGCGAACACAGGUCUGUGACUGGCUCUCCUCCUGGAGCUGAGAUCUCAUCUUCCUGGCUCAUAAGCAGCAUCUACCACUAUUUGCAUCACUGUAGUGGCAGAGAACCUCAUUUCUGAACCAAUGGCUGCACUAGGCUCACAUGCAGCUAAUUGGGCUCUUGGAUUCAGCUCACCAAACCUGGGCUUUCUGGGUUUAUUUCAGCCCCAGCUACAUACCUGGAUUGGUUACAUGAACUGGGCUGAAUGAGCCAGGAAGUCAGGAUGGAUCAGCUCAGAGGGAGAUAUCCUCCUUGUGUGCAUCCAAAAUUAGGCAAGAUUAGUCUUUUUGGUGAAAUGCAUCCAAACCUGGUCAAGGCUUGAUGUUUUUUAAAGACUAAAUACUGCUCUGUGGACCUGGUGUGGUGCUGCUCUCUAUUCAUGGGACAGAGGACUCCAUCUGAGCAUCCCCUGCUGCCUCAUGUUGCAGCUCAUCAGAGGAAGAGAAUGGCGGCAUCUGAAGGGGACAGUUCAGGUGUGCUCAGCCACCCUCUGAGUCCAAGAGGAGAUCCCUGCCUGCCUUAAUUCUGAAAUGUUCCCCAUCUUUCCAUGCAGGGAGGUUCCUGGUUCACCAUGGAGAUGAUGAGGGAUGCAAAGGCCUGGAAGCUGCCACCCGCACUGGACAAGUACAAGAGCAUUUACCGGAAGGACUUCUGCUGGCAGGACGACUACCACUCACCCACCCAGGCACACGUACCGACACCUUCAUUCCUUCCUGUUCCAGACGUGCCCAAGUGCUACCUACCAGAGUGCCAGCCCUCUGACCUGACAACAAGACGGGCAGGGAAACUGGAGAUUCUUGCUGACCCGAUGCACGACCUGUCUUGCUGCCCACCCCUUCCAGCUCCUGCUCUGACAGAUGGAACAGAGGGGGCAUUGGUGCAGAGGGAACUGCCAUCCUCAAACGUGGCCACCUACCAGCAAUUCACUCGGGAUUUGUACCAGGAAAGGCUGUACAAUGCUGAUAAAUACAAAUACCAUAACCUUGGCUCAUCUAUUUUAAUGAAAGACUGCUCUAACCUUGAGUGGAAAAGUAUCUACAAUCAAGAUUACCAGCACCAGACGGGAGUCCAUGGUGGAUUCUAUACAGAGGAGAUAAGGCCUUCUCCCGUUUUCCCUGAAGAGAGCCACUUCAAUUACAGCCGCUGGGUUUCUGAGUAUGCAGACAGCUACAGCAUCUUCCUGAAGAGGCUGGACUGGUCAUCUCCCAUCUCUGCUCAAUGGCUGCCCUUUGGGAAGGAUGCGCGAUGGACACCGCGAUGGAAAGAGUCCACUCACUGAGUGGCGCUAAGGGGGCCGUGCUCUUUGGCCCUCCAAGCUGCCUGUGUGAUACUGCUCAUCAGAGACCCUGAAAGCCUGGGAUACCUCGUCUCUUCCAAACCCACCACCGUGUCUGUCAGAUGUGAAAUGUUUGGCAGAGUGUAGAUGAAGUGCAGAUUAUGAUUAAAAUCUCCCAAGAGCCUCA